Kazachstania africana CBS 2517 is the source of this 864-nucleotide messenger RNA. RefSeq names its product Dia1p (gene DIA1). Bases 1 to 864 code for a protein of 287 amino acids. The record is from RefSeq and is a predicted model, not a curated record. NCBI's taxonomy places the organism in Eukaryota, Fungi, Ascomycota, Saccharomycetes, Saccharomycetales, Saccharomycetaceae. The transcript has a single exon.
AUGGUCAGGCAUUUUAUGAGAAAAGUGGUUAGAAGUCUCUUGGACGAUGAGAGACUGCAUGUAACCAUUACCGAUGAUAAAACCGUACCAGAAUUUUUACAUUUCAAGAAUGAGAGGAAAAUGCCCAUAGCAAGGGUAGACUCAUCUCCCGGUUUCUUUGUGUUUCCCUCUGUUCAGUCAUUCGACGUAUUCAAGGCAAAUGAUGGUGAUUUGAAUCGAAUAGAACUCGACUCAAACGGUGUUGGUAUACCUCUAUUCCACUUUGUCAGAAAACUGGGACUCGAUUUAUCGUACGAUAUCUAUGUCUACGAGCUAAGAUCUGUGGAUGAUGCUCCUCCAUAUGCAGCUCAUCAGUUGUUUCACAGCACAAGUGAAUUCAAGAUCUAUAGAUCACUAUAUGGUACAAUUUCUCUCAAUAUAAAGUUGGGUACCAUGGAUUAUGAGUUCCAUGGUGAUAAUGAACCUUUUGUCAUGUCCCACAUGAAGAAAUUUAGAGACCUAGAUACCAAAAUCUUGGGUAGUGACUUCACAUGGCAUGUCACUUUCAAUCCAGUCUUACGAAGCGAUCAUUACAAGUUGCUUCUACAGGACGACCGUGAAUCUAAGUUCGUGGCUGCCCAUUAUACCUCUGAAAACUCGGAUCUUCUUUCCAUUAUAAGUACUGUCACUAAGACUGCUGACAUUAUUGUGGGUGAUGAUUCGAAUGGAUCUUUUGGUAUAUAUGACGUCUCCCACAUGACAAAAUUGAUCGUAUGUCAAGGGCUACUCAUUCAUCAAUUGGAAUUGCAGAAACAAAGACCAAAAAGUAUUAAAAGAGAAGGCAAGGCGCUUCUAAGAAUGGGAGUGAACGAAAGACUUUCUUAG